Messenger RNA from Varanus komodoensis (Komodo dragon), 3949 nucleotides. It is a transcript of the gene TTYH2, whose product is annotated as tweety family member 2. The transcript has 14 exons. Gene Ontology annotation, molecular function: volume-sensitive chloride channel activity; intracellularly calcium-gated chloride channel activity. Lineage: Eukaryota; Metazoa; Chordata; Lepidosauria; Squamata; Varanidae. The record is from RefSeq and is a predicted model, not a curated record. Bases 42 to 1649 code for a protein of 535 amino acids. Gene Ontology annotation, cellular component: plasma membrane.
GGCAGCAACUGUGGCUGCGGCGGCGGGCGGGAAAGGCGGCGAUGUUGGCGGCGGCGCGAGCCGACUACCUGGCGCCCUGGUGGGCAUCCUGGCUGCACGGGCUCCCCCAUGUGAGCUUGAGCCUGCAGCCCGUGUCCAGCGCCUUCCGCCCGAGGGACGCCGACUACCAGCAGUCCUUGAUUUUCUUGGCCCUGGUGGGAGCAAUCUUCUUGGGCAUCAACCUGGUCUUCCUUGGCAUCUAUCUAAUCUGCCUAUGCUGCUGCAAGAGGGAAGAAGAGUCGGAGACAAAGAGGUCCAAUUCUUGUUGCAUCACAUGGACUGCUGUGGUGACCGGUCUCAUCUGCUGUGCUGCUGUUGGUAUUGGCUUCUAUGGCAACAGUGAAACCAACGAUGGGGUUUAUCAGCUGAUCUAUGCCCUGGAUAAUGCUAAUCACACCCUUGCUGGGAUUGAUUCACUGGUCUUCAGUACCACUACGCAGAUGAAAGUAGCUUUGGAGCAGCACCUGGCCCGGCUGAAUGAGAUCUUUGCCACCCAAGGCGACUAUGUGCAGACACUGAAGUUCAUGCAACAGAUGGCAAACAAUAUUGUGCUGCAGCUGUCGGGGCUCCCUGUCUGGGGGGAUGUCGCCAUAGACCUGUCCCAAGUCACCAGUGAAGUCAGCUAUGUGGAAUAUUACAGAUGGCUCUCCUACCUCUUGCUGUUCAUCUUGGACUUGGUGAUCUGCCUUAUUGCCUGCCUGGGACUUGCGAAGCACUCCAGAUGUCUGCUUAUCAUGAUGCUGUGUUGUGGUCUUUUCAUGCUCAUUCUCAGCUGGGCUUCCUUUGCAGCAGAUGUUUCGGUGGCAGUGGGUACCAGUGACUUCUGCAUGGCCCCAGAUAAAUUCAUCUUGAAUAUAACGAAGGGGGACCUCAGUGCAGAGAUCGUCCAGUACUAUUUGUACUGCAGCCAAAGUCUGACCAACCCCUUCCAACAGGCCCUGACCAUCUACCAGCGCUCCCUCACAACCAUGCAGAUCCAGAUCCAGGGCCUCAUGCAGUUUGCUGUGCCCCUUUUCCCCACAGCGGAGAAAGAUCUGCUUGGCAUACAGCAGCUACUGAACUACUCCGAGACCAGCCUCCACCAGCUAACUGCCAUGUUGGACUGCAGGGGUCUGCACAAAGAUUACCUGGAUGCCUUGAUCGGGAUCUGCUACGAUGGUGUGGAAGGGUUGCUCUACCUCAUUCUCUUCUCUCUCUUGGCUGCUGUGUCCUUCUCCACCAUCAUCUGUGCUGUGCCGCGUGCCUGGAGGCACUUAGCCCACAGAGACCAGGAUUACGACGACAUAGAUGAGGAAGACCCCUUCAAUCCCCAGGCCCGCCGCAUUGCCGCCCACAACCCCAACCGUGGACAGCUUCGUAGUUUCUGCAGCUACAGUAGCAGCCUGGGCAGUCAGACGAGUCUCCAGCCUCCCUCGCAGACCAUCUCCAAUGCUCCUGUGUCUGAGUACAUGAACCAAGCUGUGCUCUUUGGUGGGAACCCACGCUAUGAAAACGUCCCACUGAUUGGAAGAGGAUCGCCUCCCCCCACGUAUUCUCCAAGUAUGCGAGCCACCUAUCUUUCGGUUAAUGAUGAUCACAGGCGACAGCACGGCCACGAAUUUCCGGCCUAGCAGUCAGCUAGUAGAGCAGAAUCCACAAACCAUGUUGCUAUAGCGGAACCUGACAACACGGACGGCACGUGGACUGCAGGAAAUGGGGCUGCUUCCAUGGUGAAGUGGCAGAGAAGGGCACUCGGAGAGCGAGUCAGCUGAAGAAGAUGACCUGCGGGCACUCUGGAUAGUCUUCCGGGGCUUAACCCUUGUGCUCAGCUGGCAGCUUUUUUCUUGCAGUCUUUAGUCUUCCUCUCCUGCACACCCAGGAUGGUACCCAGUGCCUCCAUCCACAGAGUUAAUUACUCCGACGUCUUCUCUCUGACUCACCAUCUCCUCUUCCUUCCUGCCACCAGUGCAUUGUCUUCUCUGACCUUUUUGGGGGGCUGUGGGGAGGUGGAAUGAGGGGCUUGCGCUGGCACACCUGUGUGCACAGGCUUACUGGGAGCUCCCCUUUCCGUUUCCCCUGCACUGACUUUGGAGCUCACUUGUCCAUCAUUGAUGAUGAUGUGGUUUGGGCUUCCUUUUAAUGUUAUUAGAGCAAAUAAUAUGACCAGUACACUGUACAAGUUAAUCCAAACACAGACACGUGUGGUGUACGUUGAUCAAAGGGCAGUGGGGUGCAUGUCACCACAGAAGAUGCUCCUCAUUUCUGAGUCAAAUGCAGUAUCAACCACUAAAGUAAAUGUCAUUUUUCCUCUGGAGAAGCCUCUGCACCAAGCCUAUGGCUGGUUGGCUGGGCACUAUGCUUCUUUAUCAUCAUCCGCUUAUGACAGCACCCGUUUGCGAGGUAUGAUGCAAGAUCCGCACACAGUAUUCUCCUUGCUCUUAAAAUUAACAAGAAAUUCAGCAAAUGUUGCUGCAGUGGCCUCAGGUAUUAUUUGGAACAUAUGGGGUGGGAGGGAGUAUCCUUUUGCGUAUUUUUGUUGUUAUGUGUGCUAUUAUUAUUGUUGUUAUUAUUCCAGUGUUUUAUAUUGGCUAUCCAAAGAACAUAAUCUUGUUUUUGAUCUUUUUACAGAAUUUUUAUUAAUGUGUAUGUAUGAAUUGUUUUCUGUGUGUAUGAAUAUUUUGCAGGUCAACUUGUUGUUUUUAGCACUGAUUUUUUUUUUCCUAAAUGGAGAAAUGAGAACAAAAUUAACAAGUAACCUCCUAAGGCAGUCCUCCUAACUCCAUUCUCCAUGUAUGGUAAAAUGUCUGACUCCAAGCAUUCUAUUCUCUCACUAUGUUAAGGGAACAAAAAUAACAGGGAAAUAGGACUGGGUUGAAGAUGAUACAUAUAAUUGGGAGCAGUGGCUCCGGAGCGGUCCAGUGAAGGUGCCUAUUGACAGCCUGUUAGCACAGUUUCCCUUCAGUGAUGUCCACUUUCUCCUGCAGUGACAGAAGUUCAGUAAACUAAACCUGCUGCUCACUGAAGCAGCUGCUAGCACCAUUUUCACUGUCUGUACAAACAGAUCCUGAUUUGCCACUCCAUAUUAGAGGGGUCCCCUUUGCCCUUGUCUUCCUGUUUGGAGAGAGGAAGAGAGACACCCUCUCUCACAGUGGGGACUGCUGGGAGGCAGGGAGAAGCAUCAAGGGAAGGGGUUCAAAAUCGGUCCAAAUGCAGGUGCUGAAUGCUCUUUAACCUACAGGUUCUGCUGUGCCAUUCUCUCACGGAUCUAAUUUCAGCUUUUGCCAAAAGCAGUCUAACUCCUUUUUUUUAUUUUUUUUAAAGUCAGGGAGGUUGCAUUUGCUCAGGCUGUGUUGAAGUUCCCUGUGGGUUGCUCAACCUUUUGUACUUUGACAUUGUCAGAAGCGAAAGCAAUAUGUACACACUCUCACGGGAACCCACCCAAGCACAAAGAACCCAGAAAACCUCAGCCCUGAGCACAGCAAGUGAAACUUCCUGGUUGGCCUCAGCCAGAGCCAGUGGCAUUGGUGCCGCACACUGUACACAAUGGCAUCUGACAACAACCGCGUGGGGCAACAGUGCUAAAAACUGCAGGGGUAGAAAGUUGCCCCCCUAGGCAUACAACGCCACACAGAGGUUUUAAUUACUUGACAGCAAUGACUCACUGUGUCUUUUAUCAAGAGUUUCUUGUACAUAUCAUGUACGGCAACAUAAUUUGUACAUUCAUCUUAUAUGUGACUGACUACCACAUAAGGCAUGAGGAGGGGAAAACCCUGAUUUUGUGCUUUUAAUCUUGUCAUUGUAACAAAACUGUCAAAACUGGUUUUUUAAAACACGCAUGUGAACUAACCUCAUCUCAGACUCCUUUGGAGCUAUGCCUGAUUUGUAUGUACUGACCGAGAAACAAAUAAUAAAAACUUGUACUAAAAGGUGA